This is a messenger RNA of Danaus chrysippus (African queen), 486 nucleotides long. The record is from the annotation of a GenBank genome assembly. Lineage: Eukaryota; Metazoa; Arthropoda; Insecta; Lepidoptera; Nymphalidae.
UUGAAGAAGGUUUCAAUCAAGACUAUUUAUAAACAACAUAAGAAGGUGAGCCAAUUCUUGAGACCAAUCAAGAGUAACAUUCCUUUACAACAAGCGGGUGUAUAUAAACUUGAUUGUGACUGUGGCUUGUCAUACAUCGGACAGACAAAGAGAAGCAUCGGUACAAGGGUUAAGGAACACAUUUCAGACGUCAGGAAUAGGCGCGCGUCGAAGUCAGCAGUGUGCGAACAUGCAUUGGACAAACCAAGCCAUUACAUUAGAUUUGAUAAACCACAGAUCCUCGCUCGUGAAGACAGAUAUAUACCAAGGUUAAUCCGCGAGGCUAUUGAAAUUAAAAAACACCCCAAUUUCAAUAGAGAAGAUGGCUGGAACCUAUCAAACACCUGGGAUCCUCUUCUUAAAAAUAUAAAAUCCCAUGUCCGUGACCACACCGCAGGACCUCGAGACACCGUUGUCGGCAUCCAGAGCGGUACACAAGACAAUUAA